Molecule: messenger RNA, 2146 nt
Organism: Rubroshorea leprosula
Lineage: Eukaryota; Viridiplantae; Streptophyta; Magnoliopsida; Malvales; Dipterocarpaceae
Source: the annotation of a GenBank genome assembly
ACUCAAGUUUAUUGUUAAUAAAGUGAGGUUAGUGUAGUAAUUAAGCACCAUGUUUGAUCUUUUGGGAUAUACAAGGAGGCUCUUUGAUGCGGCGAAGAGGAUUCCAUUUUGCUAAUUUUCUAUCAUCUUUUAACUGUUCGGAAUCUCGACGGGCUCCUUCCAAUGUCAAUGCUGAUCCAUAUAAAUUCAAAGCAGAUUCAGCAAAGAAGAAGCAGAGACAGCGUGCAGCUUUCCUGAUUUUCUCUACAUUAAUAUUUUUCUACCACUUUCAGGAGACAUCCAAAAUGACUGACAUUGAAGGAUCUCCUGGAACUUCCAUGCAUGGUGUCACUGGCCGGGAGCCGGUCAUGUCCCUCUCCGUCAAGGUCCCAACGGAUACCACCGCUCACUUUGAUCUUCCUGUGGAUUCAGAGCACAAAGCCACAGUUUUCAAGUUGUUUUCUUUUGCCAACCCCCACAUGAGAACCUUUCAUUUGUCCUGGAUUUCCUUCUUCACCUGCUUCCUCUCCACCUUUGCCGCUGCCCCCCUUGUUCCAAUCAUCCGUGACAACCUUAAUUUAACCAAACAGGACAUUGGGAAUGCAGGGGUGGCCUCUGUUUCUGGUAGUAUUUUCUCCAGGCUUGCAAUGGGUGCAGUUUGUGACAUGUUGGGGCCACGGUACGGAUGUGCCUUUUUAAUCAUGUUAUCCGCUCCUACAGUGUUCUGCAUGCCAUUCGUGUCCAACGCCGGUGGUUAUAUAGCCGUCCGCUUCAUGAUCGGAUUUUCUCUGGCGACAUUUGUAUCGUGCCAGUACUGGAUGAGUACCAUGUUCAACAGCAAGAUUAUUGGUCUUGUAAAUGGGACUUCUGCAGGAUGGGGUAACAUGGGUGGAGGUGCUACUCAACUUCUGAUGCCUUUAGUUUAUGAAAUUAUCCAGCGAGCAGGAGCAACUCCGUUCACCGCCUGGAGGAUUGCCUUUUACAUCCCGGGGUGGUUGCAUGUGAUCAUGGGGAUUUUGGUCUUGACCCUUGGCCAAGACUUGCCUGAUGGAAAUCGCAGUACCUUACAGAAGAAGGGAGACGUAGCCAAAGAUCAAUUCUCUAAGGUUCUCUGGUAUGCUAUCACAAAUUACAGAACCUGGAUCUUUGUCCUUCUCUAUGGUUACUCCAUGGGAGUGGAGCUAUCCACCGAUAAUGUCAUCGCCGAGUACUUCUACGACAGGUUUAAUCUUAAACUCCACACCGCCGGCGUAAUAGCGGCAAGUUUUGGCAUGGCCAACAUUGUCGCCCGUCCCUUCGGCGGUUUUGCUUCGGAUACAGCUGCCAGGUUUUUUGGUAUGAGAGGAAGGCUAUGGACUCUAUGGAUCCUCCAAACCCUUGGAGGUUGCUUCUGCAUCUGGCUCGGCCGCGCCAAUUCACUUCCGUUAGCCAUCCUGGCAAUGAUCCUAUUCUCCGUUGGAGCUCAAGCGGCCUGCGGAGCAACUUUUGGCAUCAUCCCAUUUAUUUCACGCCGGUCAUUGGGAAUCAUAUCGGGCAUGACCGGGGCCGGUGGGAAUUUCGGGUCGGGCCUGACCCAGUUGAUAUUCUUCUCGACUUCAAGAUUCUCCACCGACCAAGGGCUAACGUGGAUGGGGGUGAUGAUUGUUGCCUGCACACUUCCGGUUACACUGGUGCACUUCCCCCAGUGGGGCAGCAUGUUCUUCCCUCCUUCAAAGGACGGAAUCAAGGGCACUGAAGAGUACUACUAUGGUUCUGAAUGGGAUGAGGAGGAGAAACAGAAAGGGCUGCAUCAGGGAAGUCUCAAGUUCGCGGAGAACAGCCGGUCCGAGCGUGGCCGUCGUGUUGCCUCCGCCCCAACCCCACCAAAUGCAACACCCACUCACGUUUAGUCCUAAACCGCGCCCUUGUUAGGUUACGGAGUAAUAAUAUCAAUGAUACAAGUUUGUAUAAUAUGAUUCGUAUGUGUGUUUGGUGUUAUCACUCAUACUCGACUAGGAAAAACUGGGUGUGUUUGUAUUUUCAUUUGCUCAAAACUUAGUUGUUUUAGAAGCAAAUAUAGAUAUGAAUGUAGCUAAUAAUUUCAAUAUAUGGAUGUAGCUAAUAAUUUCAAUAUAUGGAAUGAUAUAGAGGGAUCUUUUUUUGUUGGCAAUAAAGGUAAUGAAGUAAA